CAACACCAUGAUGUUUUUACACUCCACGUGGGAAUUGCGUAAAUCUUAUCCAACGACUUUUUUGUUGUUUUGUUUUCUCUCUCUCUCCCACGUUUAUCCAAGAAAAAAGAAAAAAAAAGAAGCCGUCGUGAUCGGCCAUUUCUCGGCCGAGUCUGAGUCUGCGUCCGCGUCACCAUUAUCGCCCUCUCUUAUCUCGUCGCGAUUCCCUAUGCAAUUUUCUUUUUUAUAUUCCUCAUUUAUUUACGUCUCUCUCUCUCUCCCUUCUCUUUCUGAUUUCUCCUCUCUUCCCAAGUAAACUCUCUGCUUCACGUUUCUUCUUGCUUCUCGAUUUUGUUCUGACCUACCAAGUCACAGGCUCAGUUGAAAAACAUUAAAAAUAAUCCCGCAAUGGAUAUAAGUAACGAGGCCAAUGUUGAUCCAUUUUCAAUCGGACCAACGUCGAUCAUGGGUCGAACCAUCGCUUUUAGAGUCUUGUUCUGCAAAUCAAUGAUACAGCUAAGGCGUGAUCUCUUCCGGUUCUUGCUGCAUUGGUUCCUUAGAUUGAAGCUGACCAUAUCGCCGUUUGUAUCGUGGUUUCAUCCUCGGAACCCUCAAGGGAUCUUAGCAGUUGUCACAAUCAUCGCCUUCGUGCUGAAACGAUACACGAACGUGAAAAUGAAGGCGGAGAUGGCUUACAGGAGGAAGUUCUGGAGGAACAUGAUGCGCACGGCUUUGACUUAUGAGGAGUGGGCUCAUGCUGCUAAGAUGCUAGAUAAGGAGACGCCAAAGAUGAACGAAUCCGAUCUUUACGAUGAAGAGUUGGUCAAGAACAAGCUCCAGGAGCUUCGUCAUCGCCGCCAAGAAGGAUCACUUAGAGACAUCAUGUUUUGUAUGAGAGCUGAUCUCGUGAGGAACCUCGGUAAUAUGUGUAACUCGGAGCUUCAUAAAGGUAGACUUCAGGUUCCUAGACAUAUAAAAGAGUAUAUCGAUGAGGUCUCUACUCAGUUGAGGAUGGUCUGCAACUCUGACUCAGAGGAGCUUUCUUUAGAAGAGAAGCUUUCUUUUAUGCAUGAAACACGGCAUGCCUUUGGUAGGACGGCUUUGCUUCUGAGCGGUGGGGCUUCUCUUGGUGCGUUUCAUGUAGGUGUUGUUAGGACUUUGGUUGAGCAUAAGCUUUUACCUCGGAUAAUCGCCGGUUCUAGUGUUGGAUCCAUAAUCUGUUCGGUUGUGGCCUCAAGGUCUUGGCCAGAGCUACAGGGCUUCUUCGAGAACUCUUUGCAUUCUCUACAGUUCUUUGAUCAGCUCGGAAGCGUUUUCACAAUCGUGAAACGUGUUAUGACACAAGGCGCCCUGCACGAUAUCAGACAGUUGCAGUGUAUGCUUAGAAACCUCACCUGCAAUCUCACAUUCCAAGAAGCUUAUGACAUGACAGGGAGGAUACUCGGGAUUACCGUUUGCUCUCCAAGAAAGCACGAACCGCCUCGGUGUCUUAACUAUUUGACUUCGCCUCACGUGGUUAUAUGGAGCGCAGUGACUGCUUCUUGUGCUUUCCCCGGUCUCUUUGAAGCUCAAGAACUAAUGGCUAAAGACCGGAGCGGAGAGAUCGUGCCGUAUCAUCCACCCUUCAAUUUGGAUCCAGAAGAAGGCACUAAAUCAUCUGUACGCCGGUGGAGAGAUGGCAGUUUGGAGGUUGAUCUACCGAUGAUGCAGCUUAAGGAGCUCUUCAAUGUCAAUCAUUUUAUUGUGAGCCAAGCCAAUCCUCACAUUGCGCCGUUACUACGUCUAAAGGAUAUAGUUCGAGCUUACGGUGGCAGAUUCGCUGCUAAGCUUGCGCAUCUAGUGGAAAUGGAGGUUAAACAUAGAUGCAACCAGGUGUUAGAGCUCGGUUUUCCGCUCGGUGGACUCGCUAAGCUUUUUGCUCAGGAGUGGGAAGGUGAUGUAACAGUUGUAAUGCCUGCUACUCUUGCUCAGUACUCGAAGAUCAUACAGAACCCGACUCAUGUCGAGCUUCAGAAAGCGGCUAACCAAGGGAGAAGAUGCACAUGGGAGAAGCUUUCAGCGAUCAAAGCAAACUGUGGGAUCGAGCUUGCGCUUGAUGAGUGUGUAGCUAUCCUUAACCAUAUGCGCAGGCUCAAGAGAAGCGCCGAGAGAGCAGCUAAUGGCGGCACGUCAUCGUCUCAUCACGGAUUAGCUUCAACCACCAGAUUCAAUGCUUCUAGAAGAAUCCCAUCUUGGAACGUUAUUGCUCGAGAGAACUCAACGGGCUCACUCGAUGACCUCGUCGCUGACAACAAUCUGCACGCGUCUUCGGGAAGGAAUCUAAGCGAUAGUGAAACCGAGAGCGUGGAUUUGAGUUCUUGGACAAGAACUGGUGGGCCUCUGAUGAGAACAGCUUCUGCUAAUAAAUUCAUUGAUUUCGUUCAGGGUCUCGAUAUCGACAUUGCAUUGACCAGGGGAUUUAGUAGCAGUCCUAAUUCUCCAGCGGUUCCUGGCCCGUUUAGUCCAAGCUUUAGCCCGAACUCGAGAUCCAUGGCAGCUCACUCCGAGAGUGAAUCUAACAGCAACAGCAGCAAUCUUGGAGCAAACACUUCAAGCAUAACAGUUACUGAAGGUGAUCUUCUACAGCCUGAGAGAACGAGCAACGGGUUUGUUUUGAACGUAGUUAAAAGAGAAAACUUUGGAGUGCCUAUCGGGAAUCAGAAUACUGAGCUACCGGAGAGUCUGAGAGGUCGCUCUCUCUACAACCGUGGAAUCUCCUUCCUCGUCUCUUCUUCCUUGAGGAGUCUUAGUACGGAUUCGCUUCUUUUGAACUCCAACCAAACCACUGGUGAACCAUUGGUGAAAUCAGAGCUCGAGGCCUUAGUUCUCAAGCAAUACUCCCAUGGCAAGUUCUAUAGUCUCGUCAAAAACGCCGUUGCUUUUCCCUCCGUCCUACUCGCCGCCUGUCAGAACCUGUCUCUUGCUGCAAACUCGGGCGGUUCGUCCACCGAGUUAGCCGACCGCGUCUCCAGGAGGUUCUCGAUCGAAGAAAUGGGGCGCGAGAUACGCGAGGGCAGGUUUGAUAUCCGUUCCUGCUGCGUCGAGUUCAUCUCUUCAGGGGAAAAUGAACGUUGUGAAUCUCUUCUCGUCCUCCCCAAUCUAAAACUGAAAGUGCUGAUUGAAGCCAUAAGGAUGGUUCUAGAGAUUGUGUAUGAUGAUCGAUUCGCGACGUUCUCGUACGGUGGGCGUGUUGGUAUGGGUAGGCACACAGCGAUUCGUUACCUGAAAAACUCGGUGGAGAACCCACGCUGGUGGUUUCGUGUUUCGUUUGCUCGAGAGAUGUUCGAUGAACGGAACGUGGACAAACUGUGUGGUUUCGUUGGAGAGAAAAUCAGCGAUGGCUUGUUGAUUGAGAUGAUAAAGAAGCUGUUUGAGUUUGGGAUUCUGCGAAUCGAACUUGGUGGAUGUAACAGUGGAAGAGGAUUUCCACAAGAAUGCGGAUUGUCUUCGAUCUUGAUCAAUGUUUACUUUGAUGGACUUGAUAAGGAGAUUCAAGACAUGAGGCUUAAGAUGAAACUGAAGAAUCCUCGUGUUGAUACGGGAGAGGAGCAAUCGAAAGGUAACGUUUUCUUUAAGCCGGUAAAUAUUUACGCAGUUAGGUAUCUGGAUGAGAUACUUUUGAUAACAUCUGGCUCGAAAAUGGUGACUAUGGACUUGAAGAAGAGGAUUGUAGACAUUUUGGAACAGAGGCUAGACCUGAAAGUAGAUAGAGUGAACACGGCGAUUCAUAGUGCAGUGUCAGAGAAGAUAAACUUUUUAGGGAUGUAUCUUCAGGCUGUUCCACCUUCGGUUAUGCGCCCGCCUAUGUCCGAGAAGGCGGUCAGAGCAAUGAAGAAGUAUGAGAGACAGAAGGAAGUUAGGAGACUGGAGUUGAGAAAUGCGAGGGAGAGGAACCGGAAGAAACUGGGCCUGAAAGUAUUUAGACACGUCUUGAAGAAACUCAAGCAGAGCAACGGGUUCAAAUGUGAGUAUGAAAUAGAGAAUGAGGUCAGGGAUGUUUUCCAGAGAUGGGGAGAAGAAGUAAUGCAAGAGUUUAUGGGGUCUCUCGAGGAGCGGUGGAAAUGGCAUUGGCUUCUCACUAGAGGAGAUUUUCUCUCUUUGAGACACAUACGAGAGAAGUUACCACAAGACCUGAUUGAUGCUUAUGAUGAAUUUCAGGAGCAGGUGGACAAACAUUUGGCACCGACUCAGGCUAAAAAGGUACUAGAGGAUGAGGAGAUGAGAGCAGAAGAAGAGGAGAAACAGAGAUAUGCUGAUAGGACAGUUGAGGAUUUGACCAAGUUGUGCAUGAAGGUGUCAGCUCCAGAGGAACUUGUAAGAAAGGCUGUUAAAUUAGUUGGGUUCACAAACAGCAUGGGCCGGCCACGGCCUAUCAGCCACCUUUUAGCUCUUGAGGAUUCCGAUAUCAUCAAAUGGUAUGCGGGUGUAGGGCGUAAAUGGCUUGAUUUCUUCUGCUGCUGCCACAACUAUAGGACGGUCAAAAUCAUUGUAAGUUACCAUCUGAGGUUCUCCUGUAUUUUGACACUAGCGGAGAAGCACAGAUCCACUAAACGUGAAGCUAUUAGGCACUACACGAAAGACCUCAAAGUGUGUGACCAUCUUUACGGGAGCGAAGAGGUGCAUUUUCCAUUGGAAAGAGAGGUGAAGAUGAUGGGGGACAAGAACCUUUCAGACCCGAGACCUGUGGAUGGGACACUGUCUUUGCUUUUGAUCAGGCUUGCAUCUGAUGAGCCAUUGCAUUCUUGUGCUGCUAGUUUCUGCGAACGAUGGGAUACAACCAUGUACCGUGUACAUCUACUGCAAAACCGUCUGCAGAUCAACCCACUAGACGAAGAGAAAUGGGUUUGUGGUAUGGGCACAAUUCACCCAGCUUUGAACCGGAAAUGUCUUCCUUUGUGUUCCACUCACAUCAGUGAUGUAUACUUGGGUAAAAUGACUCUUCAGGAUGUGGAUGGUACUUCAUUCAUCGAUCUCAGGUGA
Molecule: messenger RNA, 4998 nt
Organism: Thlaspi arvense
Lineage: Eukaryota; Viridiplantae; Streptophyta; Magnoliopsida; Brassicales; Brassicaceae
Source: the annotation of a GenBank genome assembly